This is a messenger RNA of Bipolaris sorokiniana ND90Pr, 989 nucleotides long. RefSeq lists its product as uncharacterized. The record is from RefSeq and is a predicted model, not a curated record. Bases 116 to 730 code for a protein of 204 amino acids. Gene Ontology annotation, molecular function: FMN binding; NAD(P)H dehydrogenase (quinone) activity. The transcript has 4 exons. NCBI's taxonomy places the organism in Eukaryota, Fungi, Ascomycota, Dothideomycetes, Pleosporales, Pleosporaceae.
AACAGCUAUAAGAUGCAAGGCUUGCCCCUCUCCUUGAGCUUCAUCUGCAGCUUUAUCCCAAUUCUUCCGCUCUAUUACUUCUCUCUACACUGUUUGAUACCCCUAGCUAUUCAAGAUGGCGCCCAAGAUUGCAAUUGUCUACUACUCCAUGUACGGCCACAUCAAGAAGCUGGCCGAUGCUGAGCUGAAGGGUAUCCAGGAGGCUGGUGGUGACGCCAAGCUCUUCCAGGUCGCCGAGACCCUUCCCCAGGAAGUCCUCGAGAAGAUGUACGCCGGCCCCAAGGCUGCCGAUGUCCCCGUCCUUGAGGACCCCUCUGUCCUCGAGGAGUUCGACGGUAUCCUCUUCGGUAUCCCUACCCGUUACGGAAACUUCCCCGCCCAGUUCAAGGCUUUCUGGGACAGGACUGGCAAGCAAUGGCAGCAAGGAAGCUUCUGGGGCAAGUACGCUGGUCUCUUCGUCUCCACCGGUACUCAGGGUGGUGGCCAGGAGAGCACCUGCUUGGCUGCCAUGAGCACCCUCGCCCACCACGGCUUCAUCUACGUGCCAUUGGGCUACAAGACCACAUUCGCCGACCUUGCCAAUCUGAACGAGGUUCACGGUGGCUCCGCCUGGGGCGCUGGUACCUUUGCCGGCGGUGACGGCUCCCGCCAGCCCUCUGAGCUCGAGCUGAGGGUUGCCGCUGCCCAAGGCAAGGCCUUCUACGAGGCCGUUGCCAAGGCUCACCAGUGACUAGAUGAUGGUACUGCAGGCGAAAAGAAGGCGGUAGAAACUACGACCGCUACGAGUAAUGGCACUACACCUGCGCCAGCGGACAAGGCUUCUAGCACUCCUGCUGCUACUGCUGCUCCUGCUGCUGCAACUUCAUCACAACCUCAGCAAAAGACCGAAAAGGACAAGGAGGGUCCUUGCGGACUGCCCUCAAAGUGCGAUAUCAUGUAGAUCUUCUGUCAAACCUACCUUCUUAAUUUAUAUAAACGAAAUGAAUGAU